Hemisphaericaspora subhashii is the source of this 711-nucleotide messenger RNA. RefSeq lists its product as uncharacterized. The transcript has 3 exons. Bases 1 to 711 code for a protein of 236 amino acids. The record is from RefSeq and is a predicted model, not a curated record. Lineage: Eukaryota; Fungi; Ascomycota; Pichiomycetes; Serinales; Debaryomycetaceae.
AUGAGUCAAUUAUCAAUUGAUGGUGUUUCAUUUAAAGAUAAAUUCGGUAGGGGGGCCGUUGACGGGGGUGUUGAAGAGAUAAUUGGUGGCCGGUCUGUAAAAAGGUGGGAGUCUGCCGUAAUAGCCACUUCACUGGCCAAUGAAGUAAGUGCUUUAAGUAGUUCCAAAAAGACAGCAUUGAUCCACAAUAUUAACCAUCACAACCAUAAGGCUACAAACGAACUGUUGAUCACAAGCAAUCCGUCACUAGUUAAAGAUAAUUCCUCAGAUGUCCUAAAAGAGAGUGCCUCAAGUCCAUUUAUCGUAUGUUUUCGUGAAUUAAAUAUGCCGGAAUCAGAGUACGAUGUUAUUGAGUUUAAAGCUGCUAUUGAUAUGUCAACAUUUGAUAGUGACAACCAAAUGCUUCAAUUCCUCAAAGCUAUCAUUCUUAAUUUUGAUGCAUGGAAAGAUGAAUGCAAGGAAAAGACUCUAUUAUUUCUAAGAGACGAAAUAGACGAAGAAGAGUACCGAGACCAUUUAGAAGCUUGUGUUACUAUGUCUAGAGAUGAUUUCAUCCGUCUUCUAUAUAAUCUACCUCCCAAUAGAUACGAGUGUAGAACAAUCCAAACUAUAAUGAGAUAUAGGCCAAAAGAUGUUACUAUAAAGGAGAUAUUAGCAAUCGCACCUCAGCUAGGGAUAGAAGGACAAUUACAUUUAAUAUAUGGCGACUAA